Molecule: messenger RNA, 1483 nt
Organism: Cantharellus anzutake
Lineage: Eukaryota; Fungi; Basidiomycota; Agaricomycetes; Cantharellales; Hydnaceae
Product: ClpP/crotonase-like domain-containing protein
Exons: 4
Coding region: 335-1159 (274 amino acids)
Biological process (GO): fatty acid beta-oxidation
Cellular component (GO): mitochondrion
Molecular function (GO): enoyl-CoA hydratase activity
Source: RefSeq, a predicted model, not a curated record
UGGAUUAUUAGCGGAUGGUCGUCAUCUCGCUUCACGCGCAUUUGAUGAGGCAUUGAACUAUCGAGAAACCUAUCGUGCACCCACUACUCUCAAAGCCCUCACAAGGAAUUCGAGCUGGAAUUAUCCUGGAUCGGCCCUGAAACAAAUGGGUUGCGCCUCCCUGUACCAAAAGACCUGUAUGAAGAGGCGGAUAAGAGAGGGCGGGAUGCCUUGGAUGCUGACAUGGAGGAUUGACACUGGAAUCCAUUGAUGCCGACUGCCGGCCUCUACAUAUCUCUGCAGACCUAUUCUACCUACUUCCCUCAAGUCUCUCAUUAACUCACGGUGGUUAACGAUGCAGGCUACAAAGGACGAUCCUAGCGAAGGUUCGGCGAAGCCAGAUGCCUAUCUGGAGCAAGUUUCGGAUGGCAUUUCGGCUAUAACGUUAGAUCGACCGAAACGGAAGAACGCAAUUUCUGUAAAACUCUUGAGCGAGUUGAGGGCUUCGAUCGAGCAAGCGAGUGAAGCUAGAGGUCUGCGCGUCCUCAUUAUUCGCUCAUCUGAGCGUGGGUCCUUCUGCGCUGGGGCGGAUCUCAUUGAGCGACGCACAAUGUCUCCGGCCGCUGUUACCCUCUUCCUCCAAACUCUCCGUUCCACUCUCACCCUCCUGCAGGACUUCCGGAUGCCAACAAUUGCAGCUAUCGAUGGACCCUGUCUUGGUGGUGGACUGGAGCUUGCAUUUGCAUGUGAUUUUCGUGUGGCGGGGAGCGAGGCGAAGAAGGUUGGAUUGACGGAAACGAAGCUUGGAAUCAUACCUGGUGCCGGAGGUACGCAGAGAGCCACUCGACUCCUGGGAAUCACGAAAGCGAAAGAGUUGAUAUUCACGGGGAGAAUGAUGGACGCGAAUGCUGCGCUUGCGUUCGGGCUGGUCGACUAUGUGGCUGAUCCGUCAAGUACGGCCUUCGAUCGAGCGAUGGAACUAGCUCAAGAAAUCUCAACAUCCGCACCCCUUGCCCUCCGUGCAGCAAAAAUGGCGAUCUCUCGUGCGGACCAAGUUGAUUUGGAAACCGGACUGGACUUUGAGCAAGCAUGUUAUGCACCAUUGUUACGAAGCAAAGAUCGAGAUGAGGCGCUCGAGGCAUUCAGAGAGAAGAGGAAGCCAGUGUUUAAAGGGGAGUAAAUACACGGCUUUGGCGAAUGGUCACAUUGUUAAUGUCCGAGUCCUCCCCUCAAUAUCCAAGGCUGAAAGUGUGCAGGAUCCCAGCACGCAGCAUGCAGUUCGUUUUGUCGUUUCUGCUGCCUGACACACAUUUCUAUAAUUUUUUAUUUGAGGGGAAUAUGCCGCGCCGUGUAGAAUGUUCUAGUACUGAGGUAAAGAUCGCGGAAUUUCCAUCCCACCAAAACGCUAGAGCUUUUUGAUCCAUGUCCUCUCAAGUUCCAUUCUUUUCACAAACAGGAUGCUAGAAGCUAGUAAAUGACAUCAAUAUUAAACGUACAAUAAGUC